This is a messenger RNA of Nicotiana tabacum (common tobacco), 1269 nucleotides long. RefSeq names its product transcription factor bHLH71. Gene Ontology annotation, molecular function: protein dimerization activity; DNA-binding transcription factor activity, RNA polymerase II-specific; RNA polymerase II cis-regulatory region sequence-specific DNA binding. Gene Ontology annotation, biological process: regulation of transcription by RNA polymerase II. NCBI's taxonomy places the organism in Eukaryota, Viridiplantae, Streptophyta, Magnoliopsida, Solanales, Solanaceae. The record is from RefSeq and is a predicted model, not a curated record.
UUUACUUCAUACAAAUAGAUUACAAGAAACAAGUCAAGGGGGUUCAUCGGGGUACUCAAAAAGACAUACAAAUUAAAACCCUUUUACAAAGCAAACACAAGAGAUAAAAUCACAACAAAAUUUUGAAAAGAAGAAUGGCUUUAGAAGCACUUUCUUCCAAUGAACUUCUUAACUUCAUCAUCUACGAUACAAUCUCUGCCACCCCUUUUACCAGCAACAAUCUUGACCCCUCAAGUUCUGAAAAUGCUGCUUCUGGUACCUUACUUUUGGACCAUGAAAAUGGCUUAUUAACAUUACCUCAACAUUUUUGUGGUCAUGAGCAACAGUAUUCCACUGCCUCCGUGCCCGAAACUACUACCACCACCACCCGUAGGGAGAAGAAUUUGGCGGUGGCGCAAGGCGGCGGCCGGAAAAAGAGGAGGAGGAGACCUAAAGUUUGUAAGAAUAAAGAGGAAGCUGAGAAUCAGAGAAUGACUCACAUUGCUGUUGAGAGAAAUCGGAGGAAACAGAUGAAUGAACAUCUUGCUGUUUUACGUUCACUCAUGCCUGAAUCUUAUGUUCAAAGGGGUGAUCAGGCCUCAAUAGUUGGUGGCGCAAUUGAAUUUGUAAAAGAAUUGGAGCACAUUCUACAAUCUCUAGAAGCUCAAAAAUUUCUGCUAUUACAACAAGGUGGUGGAGAUGGUGAGGUACCAAGCGAAAAGUAUUUUCCGACACCAUUUGCUCAAUUUUUCUCAUAUCCACAGUACACAUGUUCUCAGUUACCAAACAAAUACACAUCAAAGAGCAAGGCAGCAAUUGCAGACAUAGAAGUGACUCUCAUUGAAACUCAUGCAAACGUUAGAAUCCUCUCAAGAAGAAGAUUUCGACAGCUCUCCAAAUUGGUAGCUGCCUUUCAGUCAUUGUACCUUAGUGUACUACACCUCAAUGUCACCACCUUAGAUCCAUUGGUUCUCUAUUCUAUCAGUGCUAAGGUGGAAGAAGGUUGCCAACUAAACUCAGCAGAUGACAUAGCAGGUGCAGUCCACCACAUGCUAAGAAUAAUUGAGGAGGAAGCAGUUACCCUUUCUUGCCAAGCCUAGGGGACAGACCCCCUUUUAUCUUUAUGAUGUUUUUUCUAGUUUGAAUCCACUGGACAAAGAAAAAAAAAGAGCUCGUUGAUCAAUGCUACAUAUGGAGUACUAGUAGUUCUCUCUUUGUCCUUGUACGUACAAAAUGAGCUGUGAUGUUGUUUAUAAUGUGGCUAAUGCGAGUACAAUUAUUAGGGCUUUA